AUGGCACGUCGGGAGUUUCAGCUCAAAGCUGACAUGUUCAAGCGGCAGAUCAUCCAGAGAGUCACGGUGACCUCACUGAAAAGAGGAGCUAGUCAACAAAGGGAAAGUUUGGACUUAUCAGAAGUGUCUGAAGUAGAGUCUAAUUAUGGUGCCACUGAAGAGGAUUUAAUAACAUCUGCAUCAAAAACAGAAGAGACCUUGUCAAAAAAGAGAGAGUACCAGUCUUCCUCCUGUGUCUCCUCCACAUCCUCUUCCUAUUCUUCCUCUUCUGAAUCCAGAUUUUCUGAAUCUAUUGGUCAUUUGGACUGGGAGACUCUUGUGCACGAAAAUCUGCCCGGGCUAAUAGAAAUGGAUCAGGAUGACCGUGUUUCGCCCAGAGACUCACUCUUCCAAUAUUUUGAGUUGCUAGAAAAGCUUCAGUAUAACCUAGAGGAGCAUAAGAAGUUACAAGAGUUUGCAGUGCAGGCACUGAUGAACUUGGAAGACAAAGCAAUGGAUGGCUUCAAUAUCCUUGGGCCCAGCAAAAGAUAAUGAAGGGAAUUGUUGGAAAUAGAGAA
Messenger RNA from Nomascus leucogenys (northern white-cheeked gibbon), 557 nucleotides. Its product is annotated as cation channel sperm-associated protein 2-like. The transcript has 5 exons. The record is from RefSeq and is a predicted model, not a curated record. The coding region runs from base 1 to 531 and encodes 176 amino acids. NCBI's taxonomy places the organism in Eukaryota, Metazoa, Chordata, Mammalia, Primates, Hylobatidae. Gene Ontology annotation, biological process: fertilization; sperm capacitation; flagellated sperm motility. Gene Ontology annotation, molecular function: calcium-activated cation channel activity. Gene Ontology annotation, cellular component: CatSper complex.